AUGUCGUCGAAGCUGCGAAACAUACUUAAUGACCGCGAUCUGGACAAAGGAAAGACCAUGGCCAAGUCUCCGAAAAGUAAAGACCGAGAGAGAGAUGUGGAGAAGGAUAAAGAGAAACGUCGGUACUCCCGUCCGUCCCAUGGAAAACGAACGGGCACGUCAACUAGGGAUCGCGACUCCACCAUGACUUCAUCCACAUCCAGCUCUCACACUCGCACACGCAGAUCGUCCAUGCCAGAGAUCGACAGCAAUACAGAUUCUGCUGCCACCUCGUUUCUCGACUCCAGAGCAAGUCUUCCCUAUCCUGCCUUGAAUAAAGCACACAGCAAGGUGGCGUUAUGGGGUAAACCCGAUCCUCCACGACAGGCAGAGAUUCCUACCCCAGACCCUACUGAUGUCGACCACCAUGAAAAUCGCACGACUUCUUCACGCAAUGGACACCGUCAUGGAACUCCACCAAGUCCACCUCUCACCGCCGAUCAACGAUCCUCGAGAGUGGGAAGCACGGCUGGCAGCAAACACAAGGAUAAAGAGAGGGAUACGAAGGCGAAAAGCCGCAAAGAGCCAACACAAUCAACGUCUAGUUUGGGUCGGGAUAAUGAAGAUGGCUCGCGAGUGAGCACAAGGUCUCCCCGAUCAAGCACCCCGAUCAAGGUUCGACUUCGAGAUUCGCCUACACCUCAUCGUACAUCUGGCCACAGGACAACCAAAUCGACAUCGCAGGGUUCUGAUUUACCCAAGCGCGCUGCGAGUCAUAGCUCUAGGGUUUCGCAUUCGAUCGUUCAUAGCACCGACAAUAUUUCUCAGUAUACGACUGACUCUGAUGCGACAUCCAUUGCCCCAAAUCAAUCCCAAGCUCCGUUACGAUCUCAAGUUCGCUCACCACAGAACCGCCCAAGGAAACAUUCGCCUGCGAUUGAGGUGUUUAUCGAAGAGGAUGAAUCAGUUGUCAAUGGAGACCACAAUCAGACUUCACCUUCACUUCCUCCGCCUCCUCCACCACCCCCACAAAUGCCUGUCGCACCACCCAGGGUAGACUAUCUGCUACAAAAUGGCGGUUUGCGGUAUCCAGUACCUAAAAACCUUCUCGGAGCUGGACAGAUUCCGAAUACACCGGAGCAGCUUCAGCAGCAAAGUACCAUUGUUCAAGCCUUUGAGCCUUAUCAUCGCUUAUUAGACGACUAUAACCAAGUUCUGUCAAAGAGCGGAUCUCUUGCGGUAGCUACGGGUUAUCGAUCUGUAGCUCGACGUCUACUGGAUCGUUUGGAGGCAGUUUUUGCUAGAGACAUAUCGUCUGAGACCUGUCAAUGCGUGAUGUGUGAUGGCCAGGAGUCGAAUGAGAUGACCACGGGUGUCAGCUGGGGAGAGGUUUUGGAGCUGGUCUCUGGCAGGCGCGAGCUACCCAUUUGGCCUCCGUUCCAUAUGCCUACACCGACGCAAGAUCAGAUUGCUCCGGGGGAAGAGCAUAUCCCCAUGCAAAAGUUGGAUAUCGAUGUCCCAGAGGAGUAUCGUGAUCACUACGUGCGUCAGUCUCGAAAAACCAAACAGGCAGUCGACAAAUGGCUCCUUGGACAAACGGAUACGAAUGCGCCUGAGGAAGUAGAUGACGAGACGCUUGCCUUUGCAAUGAUGACAUAUCUGGACGCGGAACAAAGAGACAUCUUUUGUACACUCAUAGGCAUCAAAUCAUCGACCCCCGUACCCAGAAGCGCUACUCCCGCUCCACGCCCUCGUCCAGAACGUCUGAUUGCUUCUUCAUUGGCUAUACAACGCUUGUAUCGUCUGGCUGCUCCUGCUCGAGAUUCUGAGACUGCACUUUACAUCUUAAAGAAUCCACUAAUCCACAAUGUUCUUGCCACCCUUGCAGCAAUAAGUGAUGAUGAGUGGGAAAUUCUCAUCUCUGGUCGCUUUGAUGGCUUUUUGCGAAGUGGUGCGGAGGAUGCCUUUAAUCCAUCACGAUCCGUCAGCCGCGCGGGGACUCCUUUCAUCACACCCUCCUCACGUGGACCUACGCCGUUCCAGAUGGACCCAACCUAUCGGCCAAUGAGCCAGCCGUACGGUUCGACUAUUUCUGCGUCAUAUGGUGCACCGAUUGGGCUAGAUGAAGACACCGAGAUCGCAGUGCUAGCGGAGAUCGAGAAAGAUAUCUUUCAGAGCAUGGAAGCACUCGAGGAUGCAUUCGAGGCAUUACACUGCAAGGCCGAAGCUGUACGACGUGCACUUCGCGAACGAGGAGCCGGGUUAUCGGUUGCGAACCAAGCUCGUCGAGGUUCCGCCACGAAUCUCGAUGCUCGACUGGGCACUCCAGCAUCCAUGGCGGGAAGCCUUUGGGAGAGCGGUCUGGAUGAGGACGACGGAAUAGACGACGAUAUGUCGCUUGCCCCAGACGACUCUGCGAGCAACAUCAGCUCGAAUCGCCGACGCCGACCAAAGCGAAGGAGUGAGCGACGUACACCUGCACCUGUCGAGGAAGAGGACGAGGAGGAAGACGAGGAAUACAACGCAAGGCGGAUGCGACGUAGAUAG
Molecule: messenger RNA, 2526 nt
Organism: Talaromyces marneffei
Lineage: Eukaryota; Fungi; Ascomycota; Eurotiomycetes; Eurotiales; Trichocomaceae
Exons: 1
Coding region: 1-2526 (841 amino acids)
Cellular component (GO): nucleus
Molecular function (GO): DNA binding
Source: RefSeq, a predicted model, not a curated record